This is a messenger RNA of Branchiostoma belcheri (Belcher's lancelet), 963 nucleotides long. RefSeq names its product low-density lipoprotein receptor-related protein 6-like. The record is from RefSeq and is a predicted model, not a curated record. NCBI's taxonomy places the organism in Eukaryota, Metazoa, Chordata, Leptocardii, Amphioxiformes, Branchiostomatidae. The transcript is spliced from 7 exons. Bases 1 to 963 code for a protein of 320 amino acids.
AUGAGCGUGAAGCACUCGCGAUCAGGAGACCCCGGCUCCAGUAACAUCAGUGAGCCAUUCCUAUUGGUAGCUGACAAGAAUGGAGAAAUAAUUCUUCAAGUUAACAUCACUUCCGGUUCGACCACCACGCUUCCGCUCGGAGAUGUAGGACUGCCCGCCGCCCUGGACUACGACCCGCUCACGGACUACGUGUACUGGUCAGAUAUCCGAAACGACAAAAUCCACCGGGCUCGUCGUGAUGGAAGUGGCAGGGAGACCAUCUUAGACAUCACCGAUGUCGUUGGCCUGGCGUUGGACCACGCUAGAGGGGAUAUCUACUGGACUGAUUAUGAUGAAAACACCAUCUCUGUAGCAAAGAUGGAUGGAUCGUCAACUAGAACACUUCUGACGUCACCAGUCGUCAGCCGUCCUUUGGGACUGGUCCUGGACGCCAGGAAUGGACUCAUGUACUGGGCGGACGGUGGUAAUGACAGAACUGACCGUGCUGCGAUGGACGGCAGUAACCCAACCACCAUCAUCACGGGCGUGUCUGCUCCCCGCGCCGUUACAAUAGACUAUAGAGAGGACCGGCUGUACUACUCUGAUCGGUACCGCAUGUACAGCUCAGACCUGCUGGGUAACGAUAUCCAACAACUGCUGUAUGAAGACGGGAAGUGGGUGCGGGGGAUUGCUGUUGACGAGAACUACGUCUACUGGUUGUCUUCUUGGUAUGAUUCAUCAAGGACAUGGCAAGGAAAAGUCGGAAUGUUAUCCAAGUCAGACUUGACCCAGACUGUCCUGGUGGAGGGUCUGGUAUGGCCACAGGGCAUCUACCUCUCCACGGCAGCGCCUCCUGGCGUCACUACUGCCAAGCACAACUCCGGUCACUACACCUUCGACUGCUGCGGCAAAAAAUUCUCCGGUUAUCACACCUUCGACUGCUCAGGGAAACACUGCCGCGGUCAUCACACCUUCGACUGCUGA